AUGAGCGGCAGACCAGGAGCUCCUAGUGCCUGGGACGACGAUUGGACGGCCAAAGCCAGCUCGCCAGCGACUCAAGCACCACAGCAACCAGCCCCGAAAAUUUCCAAGGCUGAGCGGCGCGCACAGCAUAUCGAACAGCAGCGACAACUCUGGGAUUCUGCCGACAACCCUGGUCGAAAUUUAUGGCUGGAAGCUCAGGGUGCCGUGCCAAACAGACAAGAGAUUAAGCCCGCAGUCACAUUACUCAGUCGAAAACCCCCUCAGAUCGCAAAGCGCACAGUCGCAGGUGGGAUUGGUGGUUUGUCAUUAGAGGAUGACGAGGAUAGCGAGGAAGAACGGUUGAAGAAGCAGGCCCUGGAGAGAGAAGAAAGACAACGCCGUGCUAAGAUUGAGCAUGAAGAGAAGCAGAAACGCUAUGCGGAAGCCCGAGAGCGUAUCAUGGGUUCCUCACAGGCUUCUCUAGCCUCGAGCUCUCGUGAAAGCUCGCAGGGUAGGGACCAGCGGAAACAGAGAGCGAGGCCGAAUAGCAAUUACAACAAUGCCAGUAAUAGCUACAAUGGUAAUCAGCGUCGCAGUCAACCCCAGACACCCGGCGAUCAAUCUCCGGCCAUACAGACCAUGGAAGGACAUCUCUUCGAUCCGGAAGAGACGAGUCGCAGGCCAACACCCAAGCGAGAGUCGUCGACGCCCAUCAUCGCCCAGGACAAACCUAUCAGACAACCGCGCGGGCCUGAAAUUUCUGGACGUGGAGGAUUUGGCUUUGCUGGUCGAGGCGGCAAUUUCAAUGCAUAG
Messenger RNA from Dissoconium aciculare CBS 342.82, 792 nucleotides. RefSeq lists its product as uncharacterized. Lineage: Eukaryota; Fungi; Ascomycota; Dothideomycetes; Mycosphaerellales; Dissoconiaceae. The transcript has 2 exons. Bases 1 to 792 code for a protein of 263 amino acids. The record is from RefSeq and is a predicted model, not a curated record.